Molecule: messenger RNA, 2013 nt
Organism: Closterium sp. Yama58-4
Lineage: Eukaryota; Viridiplantae; Streptophyta; Zygnematophyceae; Desmidiales; Closteriaceae
Source: the annotation of a GenBank genome assembly
AUGGCGACAUUCGGAACAGUCACAGCGACGCAACCGCACAAUCCCAACAAGGACAUCGAGGUGGCGCAACCGCCCAAUGACGGCAUAUCCAGCAUGUGCUUCAACCCCAAGGCCAACUUCCUCGUUGCCACGUCAUGGGAUAACCAGGUGCGGUGUUGGGAGAUUCAGGGCAAUGGAGCCAGCGUGCCCAAGGCAGGAACAGCACACGAUCAACCAGUGCUCUGUUCAGCGUGGAAGGACGACGGCACGACAGUGUUCUCAGGCGGCUGUGACAAGCAGGCCAAGAUGUGGCCGCUCAUGUCUGGAGGGGCGGCGAGCACGGUGGGCGUGCACGAUGCGCCCAUCAGCAAGAUGGCGUGGAUCGGCGAGAUGAACCUGCUGGUGACUGCUAGCUGGGAUAAAACGAUCAAGUACUGGGACACACGCCAGGCCACCCCCGCACACACACAGGCGCUGCCCGAGCGGCCGUACGGGCUGAGCGUGCGACACCCCCUCAUGGUCGUGGCCACUGCAGACCGCCACAUCAUCGUGUACAACCUGGCAUCGCCGCAGACGGAGUACAAGCGGGUGAUCUCGCCUCUCAAGUAUCAGACGCGGUGUGUGGCGACCUUCCCUGACAAGAGCGGGUACCUGGUGGGGUCCAUUGAGGGGCGUGUGGCCGUGCAGCACGUGGAGGAGAACCAGCAGCAGAAGAACUUCACCUUCAAGUGCCAUCGUGAUGGCAACGACAUCUACGCGGUUAACUCGAUAGAUUUCCACCCGCAAUUCGGCACGUUCACAACGGCGGGGUCGGAUGGGGCGUACAACUUCUGGGACAAGGACAGCAAGCAGCGCCUCAAGGCCAUGCAGCGGUGCAGCCUGCCCAUCUCAUGCAGCGCCUUCAACCACGACGGCACCAUCUUUGCAUACGCUGUGAGCUAUGACUGGAGCAAAGGCGCGGAGAGCCACAACCCGGCAGUCAACAAGAACUAUAUUCUUCUGCACGCAACCCAGGAAAGCGAACUUGCUACUUUGCCGCCUCCCGUGACUUCUCAAUCCCCGUCUCGCUGCUCCUCCUACGGACACCUGCUGUUAGCUUGUUCCGGGCUCGUCGCGGCGCUCGCCAGGUGCGAUCUCAGACCUGACGUGUCGACCCAUCUCCGUAAAGGACCGGUGACUGCCACGUGGCACGCGACUGCAACAGAUGGCGUUGCGGCCCGGGCUUCCGCGCUUCCAGCUCUGCGUGCUCGACACGCGACCAGAGGAGCCUCGUUGAGAGUUCGCGCCUCGACGCCAGUGGAUUACGACUCUUCACAGGAUGCAACGGAGACGGAGGAGGAGGGGGGAGAGUCCGGAGCGCUGUCGAUCGAGCGCAUAUUGAAGCAGGCGGCGGACGCGUAUCAGUCGGAGGACGAGGCGGCGGUGGCGACGGUGGAGGCGCAGCUGCGCGCCAUGGAGGCCGACCGCCAGGGCCUCGCGGAGCGCCUCGAAUCGCUCACAGCCGAGAUCUCAACAGCCAAGGACAGGUUCCUCCGACUGAACGCGGACUUUGACAAUUUCAGGAAGCGGUCGGAGCGGGAGAAGCUGGCCAUGGCAGCGACGGUGCGCAGCGACGUGGUGGAGGCACUGCUGCCGAUGAUUGACUCGUUUGAACGCGCCAAGGAUGGUGUGAAGGCGGACACAGAGGCGGAGAGGAAGAUUGACGGCGCGUACCAGGGCAUCUAUAGGCAGUUUGUGGAGGUCUUGAGGGGCCUUGGUGUCGCUGCUGUGGAGACGGUUGGCAAGGAAUUUGACCCCAAUGUGCAUGACGCCAUCAUGAGGGAAGACUCCACAGAGCACCCCGAGGGGGUGGUCAUUCAGGAGUUCCGCAAGGGCUUUGUCAUCGGAGACAAGCUCAUUCGCCCCGCCAUGGUUAAGGUUUCCGCUGGCCCAGGACCCGCUGGUGCUGGUGAUGCGGCUGCUGAUGGUGCUGCUGCUGGUGAUGAUGGUGUGUCGGAGGGAUCGGACGCAGAGGCUGGGGAGAAGUCCGAGUAG